Messenger RNA from Cololabis saira (Pacific saury), 5129 nucleotides. Its product is annotated as protein NLRC3-like. The transcript has 14 exons. Bases 385 to 4179 code for a protein of 1264 amino acids. The record is from RefSeq and is a predicted model, not a curated record. NCBI's taxonomy places the organism in Eukaryota, Metazoa, Chordata, Actinopteri, Beloniformes, Belonidae. Gene Ontology annotation, molecular function: protein binding.
UUAAGUGAGAAAACUCAGAUACUUUAGUGAAGUUUCCUCUCACUUUCUCGUGGACGGGUUUCUGCGCGGGGAGCUCCGUGUGAAGGAGAUCGGAGCAGUUUUUAAACUGCCAGCAGCUCCGUUUCUGGACAAAGAUCAUUCCCGUUAACGGAGUCACAGCUGGAACUGAAGGACGAAGGAGACGACGGUUCCACGUGUCCAGAUGUUGGAGCGGAGUCGGUGGAUGAGAGCAGAAGUUCAGCUCUGACUCAUUCCAGGAUCAGUUCAGUUGCGUCUCAGUUGGUUUUUCUUCAGACUGCAGAAUCUUCAUCUUCAACUCUUCGGACUGUUUUUAGAAACUAUGAAGGUGUGUGUGUGAGCUGAUGUGGACGUGAAUUCAGCAGAAUGGACCAGUGUGAGGACGGAGAGGACGGAGUCCUUCCCUCUAAAAGAUCUCUGUGUGGCGAACAUGAGAGUCGGAGCAAAGCUCAGAGGAACCAACCUGGACCUGGACCUGGACCUGGACCUGGACCUGGACCUGGACCUGGACCUGGACCUGGACCAGGACCUGGACCUGGACCUGGACACGGAUCUGGACCUGGAUCUGGACCUGGACCUGGACCUGGACCUGGACCUGGACCUGGACCUGGACCUGGACCUGGACCUGGACCCAGCUGUGUGUCCUUGAAGAGCGACAAGUCAAUGGAAUAUGUUAUUACCUUCAAAGGAGACCAAGGUUCUGCUGUAAAGAGGGUCCAUCAGAAAGGAGACUCUCUUGAACAUGAACCCAGCUGUUUGUCCUUGAAGAGCAACAUGUCAAAUGAUAGAUAUAUUGAAUUUAAAGGAGACCAACAGUCUUCUUCAGAGAGAGUGGACCAGCAGAUCCCAGAGUCCCCCAGUGGUCCGUCUGUCCAGCAACAUCAGACCCAGCUGGACUCCGUCUUUCAGCUGCUGGAGGACAACAUUGUCAUGUUUGUGAAGGACCAGCUGAAGAAGAUCCAGAGGGGUCUGAGUCCAGAUUACCCAGAAUCCCUAGAGCAUGUGUUGCUUGGUGAGGAUGAAGAGCAGAGGAGCAGCAGAGAGGCGUUUGUGAAGAUCACAGUGAACUUCCUGAGGAGAAUGAAGCAGGAGGAGCUGGCUAAGCGUCUGCAGAGAAUUGCAGUUUGUAAAAAGCGGCUGAAGUCUAAGCUGAAGAAGAAGUCCCGGUGUGUGUUUGAGGGGAUUGCUAAAGCAGGAAACCCAACCCUUCUGGAGCAGAUCUACACGGAGCUCUACAUCACAGAGGGAGGGACUGGAGAGGUCAACAAAGAACAUGAAGUCAGACAGAUUGAAGCAGCUUUCAGGAAACCAGACAGAGCAGAAACAGCCAUCAGACAGGAAGACAUCUUUAAACCCCCACCUGGAAGAGAUGAACCAAUCAGAACGGUGAUGACGAAGGGAGUGGCCGGCAUCGGGAAAACAGUCCUAACACAGAAGUUCACUCUGGACUGGGCUGAAGGCAGAACCAACCAGGGCAUCCAGUCCCUGCUUCCAUUCACCUUCAGAGAGCUGAAUAUGCUGAAAGACAGAAGGUUCAGCUUGGUGGAACUAGUUCAUCACUUCUUCAGUGAAAUCAAAGAAAUCUGCAACUUUGAAGAGUUCAAGAUCAUAUUCAUCUUUGACGGUCUGGAUGAGUGUCGACUUCCUCUGGACUUCCACAACAAUGAGGACCUGACUGAUGUUACAGAGUCCACCUCAGUGGACGUGCUGCUGACAAACCUCAUCAGAGGGAACCUGCUUCCUUCUGCUCGUCUCUGGAUCACCACACGACCCGCAGCAGCCAAUCAGAUCCCUCCUUACUGUGUUGACAUGGUAACAGAGGUCAGAGGGUUCACUGACCCACAGAAGGACGAAUACUUCAGGAAGAGGUUCAGAAAUAAGAAGCAGAGCAGCAGGAUCAUCUCCCACAUCAAGACAUCACGGAGCCUCCACAUCAUGUGCCACAUCCCAGUCUUCUGCUGGAUCACUGCUACGGUCCUGGAGAACGUCUUGGAGAACGUCCUGGAAACCAGAGAGGGAGGGGGGCUGCCCAAGACCCUGACUGAGAUGUACAUCCACUUUCUAGUGGUCCAGGCCAAGCUGAAGAUGGUCAAGUAUGACGGAGGAGCUGAGACGGAUGCACACUGGAGUCCAGAGAGCAGGAAGAUGGUGGAGUCUCUGGGAAAACUGGCUUUUGAGCAGCUGCAGAAAGGAAACCUGAUCUUCUAUGAACCAGACCUGAGAGAGUGUGGCAUCGAUGUCAGAGACGCUUCAGUGUACUCAGGAGUGUUCACCCAGAUCUUUAGAGAGGAGAGCAAGCUGUACCAGGACCAGGUCUUCUGCUUCAUCCAUCUGAGUGUCCAGGAGUUUCUGGCUGCUCUUCAUGUCCAUCAGAACUUGAUCAGGUCUGGAGUCAACCUGCUGGAGAAACAAAGAAACACAGAGACCGACCUCUAUCAGAGUGCUGUGGACAAGGCCUUACAGAGUCCAAACGGACACCUGGACUUGUUCCUGCGCUUCCUCCUGGGUCUUUCACUGGAGACCAAUCAGAACCUCCUACGAGGUCUGAUGACAUCAAGCCAAAGAAGUUCACAGAACAAUCAGGAAACUAUCAAAUACAUCAAGGAGAAGAUCAGUGAGGAUCUGUCUGCAGAGAGAAGCAUCAACAUGUUCCACUGUCUGAAUGAACUGAACGAUCGGUCUCUGGUGGAGGAGGUGCAAGAGUCCCUGAGGUCUGGACGUCUCUCCACAGAUAAACUGUCUCCUGCUCAGUGGUCGGCUCUGGUCUUCAUCUUACUGUCAUCAGGAGAUCUGGAAGUGUUUGACCUGAAGAAGUUCCCAGCUUCAGAGAAGGGUCUACGGAGGCUGCUGCCGGUGGUCCAAGCCUCCAAGAAAGUUCUACUGAGUGGCUGUCACCUCUCAGAGGACAUCUGUCCACUUCUGUCCUCAGUUCUCAGCUCUCAGUCCUCCAGUCUGACAGAACUGGACCUGAGCAACAACCACCUGCAGGAUUCUGGACUGGAGCAGCUGUGUCCUGGACUGGAGAGUCCACACUGUCACCUGGAGUCUCUCAGACUGAGUGGCUGUCACCUCUCAGAGGACAUCUUUCCACUUCUGUCCUCAGUUCUCAGCUCUCAGUCCUCCAGUCUGACAGAACUGGACCUGAGUAACAACCACCUGCAGGAUUCUGGACUGGAGCAGCUGUGUCCUGGACUGGAGAGUCCACACUGUCACCUGGAGUCUCUCAGACUGAGUGGCUGUAACCUCUCAGAGGACAUCUGUCCACUUCUGUCCUCAGUUCUCAGCUCUCAGUCCUCCAGUCUGACAGAACUGGACCUGAGCAACAACGACCUGCAGGAUUCUGGACUGGAGCAGCUGUGUCCUGGACUGGAGAGUCCACACUGUCACCUGGAGUCUCUCAGGCUGUCAGGCUGUCUGAUCUCAGAGGAAGGAAGUUCUUCUCUGGUCUCAGCUCUGACCUCCAACCCCUGCCACCUGAGAGAGCUGGACCUGAGCUACAACCAUCCAGGGGAGUCAGCAGCGACGCUUCUGUCUAGAGUGGAGGAUCCCCUCUGGAGACUGGACACUCUCAGGGUGGAGCCUGCUGGACAACGAUGGCUGACACCAGGUCUGAGGAAGUAUUCCUGUCAACUCACCGUCGACACAAACACAGUCCACAAAUACAUCAAACUGUCUGAUGACAACAGGAAGAUGAUGUAUGUGGGGGAGGAUCAGUCGUAUCCUGAUCAUCCAGACAGGUUUGAUUACUAUAAACAGCUGCUGUGUAGAGAAGUUCUGACGGGUCGCUGUUACUGGGAGGUCCAGUGGAACGAAAAUGUUUCUGUAUCAGUGAGUUACAGAAGAACCAGCAGGAAAGGAGACUCUAAUGACUGUAGGUUUGGAGGAAACGAUCAUUCCUGGAGGCUGGACUGUGAUCCAGGUGGUCGGUACCGUGUCCUUCACAAUACCAGAGAAACAUCCACCACCUCCUCAUCUCCAUGUCCAGACUCUGGCAGAGCAGCAGUGUACGUGGACGUUCCUGCUGGAACUCUGUCUUUCUAUGAAGUCUCUGACAGACUGAUCCACCUCCACACCUUCAACACCAGCUUCUCUGAACCUCUCUCUGCUGGAUUUAGAUUCUACAGUCCUGGUUCCUCAGCAGUGUCUCUGUGUCCAGUUUAGUCUCCAGAGUCUCCGGUCAGAGAAACUGUCUCUGUUGGAUCCUGGACUUGGACUCUGGUUCUGGUUCCUCAGAGUCUCCAUGAUGAAGAUGAUGAUGAUGAUGAUGAUGAUGAUGAAGAUGAUGAUGAUGAUGAUGAUGAUGAUUCUAGUAAAUUGGAAAAAUUGUCCCCGGUCCCCCCCGGGGACCGGGAUCCUUUAUGACUGUCCAUACAUAAUUCUUGCACACGUAUGCUUUUAGCAUGAAUCCUACGCACUCUUUUAUAAAUGAGGCCCCGUCUGCAGAGGAAAAGAUAAUCAGGACCGGCUUUGUCCCAUCAGAGAAACUGCAGACAUUAUCCAGAUCCCUCCGGAUCCUUUCUGAGCUUAUUCUAUUUAUUAUAAGUCUGAGUUACCAAAGAUUUUAAUGAUUUUUUUUUAGAUAAGUGAAUCAUAAACAUGAAUUUCAUCUGAUUUUAAUUCAUAUCCAACAAGACACAGUGGCAAUCUUCAUUUAGCCUUCUGUCCAAAGUCUGGUCAUCAAUUUAAUAUAACAUUUAGAUCCAAAACUUUGGAAUGACUUGAAUGAGUCGCUGAAGUCGACAUUAUCUUUUACCUCCUUCAGAAAGUUAUUAAAGACAUCUUAUUCUGUCUUAACCUUCAAUGGGCCCGAUUUACUAAAGGUUUGCGUGCGUUAAAACGUGUGCAAACUUGACAGCACCCGCAAAUCAAAGUGCCAGCUGAUCUACUAACGGCGUGCAAAGACGACUGCGUCUCUGAAAUGAGCUAAAUUGCACACGCUGUUCAUUUAGUACUUUUGCCCUGAUGAAUAAUCAAUAUGGUACGAUCACCGUUUGUUUAGUUUUUUUGGUUCGGUUGGUUUGGUUUAGUGUUUUUAUUUGAUAUUCUUCACCUGUAAAUACUAUUAUUUACUGGAAUGUUGACGUUUGAUCAUAAAUGAGAUUUUCAUCUCA